Molecule: messenger RNA, 4922 nt
Organism: Chionomys nivalis (European snow vole)
Lineage: Eukaryota; Metazoa; Chordata; Mammalia; Rodentia; Cricetidae
Gene: Fam120b
Product: family with sequence similarity 120 member B
Exons: 10
Coding region: 386-2779 (797 amino acids)
Cellular component (GO): nucleus
Source: RefSeq, a predicted model, not a curated record
GAAGCGGAAGUGAGCAUGCAGGAGACUGCGGAUCCGAAAUCUCGUUGACGCAUCUGCGGCUACUGCAGUGAUCCUCUAGGUAGGCCGUGCUGGGGCAAUCGGCCCUCGGUCUCGGCUCUCGCACCUCCCCAGCCCGGGGCUCCUCCCAGCAUCCAGUCCACGCCCCUCCGCGCCCUUCGCCCCGACUGCUCGGCCCUGUCUGCUCCUGCACCCCCGGCUGGUGCGGUCUGGGAGGAAGGGCCAGGCAGCCGCCCUCCUGCAGGUGGAGCGUGGAGGAGGCUCUUCCCGAACCCAGCCGCAGAUCGCUGAGGACCCGCGAGGUAGAGUCUCAGGCUCGGGGAAGGAGGAGCUGGUACCUGCAAACCCGCGAUUCAUAAAACCAAUUAUGGGGGUGAGAGGUUUGCAGGGUUUUGUGGGAAGUACCUGCCCACAUAUAUGUACAGUAGUAAAUAUCCAAGAGCUGGCAGAGAACCACCGAACCAAGUACCCUGGGUGUACCCCUACCAUCGUGGUGGAUGCCAUGUGCUGCCUCCGAUACUGGUACACACCGGAGUCUUGGAUCUGUGGUGGCCAGUGGCGAGAAUACUUUUCUGCUUUGAGAGGUUUUGUCUCAGCCUUCACAUCUGCCGGCAUCAAGUUGAUAUUCUUCUUCGAUGGCAUGGUGGAGCCGGGUAAGAGAGAUGAAUGGGUAAAGAGAAGACUUAAGAACAACAGGGAGAUAUCCAAGAUUUUCCACUAUAUCAAGUCAAAGCGAGAGCAGCCAGGCAGAAACAUGUUCUUCAUUCCCUCUGGGCUGGCCAUAUUUACACGGUUCGCUCUAAAGUCACUGGGCCAGGAAACUUUCUGUUCGUUACAGGAGGCGGACUAUGAGGUGGCUUCUUAUGGUCUCCAGCACAACUGUCUUGGGAUCCUGGGGGAAGACACCGAUUACUUAAUUUAUGACACUUGUCCCUACUUUUCAAUUGGUGAUCUCUGCCUGGAGACUCUGGAAACCAUCAUGCUGUGCCGUGAGAAACUCUGUGAGAGUCUCGGCCUCCGUGUGGCGGACCUCCCUCUGCUAGCCUGUCUGCUCGGCAACGACAUCACCCCGGAGGGCAUGUUCGAAAGCUUUCGGUACAAGUGCCUGUCCUCCUAUGCUUCUGUGAAAGAGAAUGCUGGCAAAAAGGGAAAUAUUAUCUUAGCUGUCUCAGACUAUAUCUCCAGAGUUCUUCACUUGUAUCAGGGUGAGAAAAAGAUAGAAGACAUGUUACCCUUGGGGCCAAACAAAGCUCUUUUUUAUAAAGGGGUAGCAGCGUAUCUCUUGCCAGGGCAAAAAUCUCCAUGGUUAGUUCAAAAACCCAAAGGCAUAAUAACAGAGAAGCAAGUGGUGAGCCCUGAAUCUAAGCAAGAAGUUCCUAUGUGUUUAGAUCCUGAAUCCAAACAAGAAGUUCCCGUGCAUACUAAUCCUGAGUCCAUGCAAGAAGUUCCCGUGUGUACAGAUCCCGAAUCCAACCUAGAAGCUUCCAUGUGCACAGAUCCUGAACCCAAACAAGAAGCUUCCAUAUGUACAGAUCCCAAAUCCAACCAAGAAGCUUCCAUGUGCACAGAUCCUGAAUCCAAACAAGAAGUUUCCAUAUAUACAUACCCAGAGGUCAAGCAAAAAUUACCUUCAGAAACAGGGGCUGAAUUUAAUUCAGAAGUACUCGUGUGUACACCCCCUGAAGUUAAACAAGAAGAUGCCAUGGAUAUGGAGCCUGAAAUAAAACAAGUAACCAUGGAUUCUGACACCGAAAUCUUAAAGGUUGCCAGAUUGCACCAUGUCCACUCAGAGAGCUACCUCGUGUACAACAUUAUGAGCACUGGGGAGAUAGAGUGCAGCAACACCCUGGAGGACGAGCUGGACCAAGCCCUGCCCAGCCAAGCCUUCAUCUACCGCCCCGUCCGGCAGCGAGUGUACGCACUACUGCUUGGGGACUGGAAAGAUGGAGCCCGCAGCGGCCCGGUGGUCAAGGAGUGGUUUGUGUACCCUGGGAACUCCCUGAAGCACCCAGACCUUGUUCGUCCUCUGCAGGUGACUGUUCAAGGGGCAAAACCUAGUUUGGAAGUUCUGUGGCUGAGCCGAGAGCCAGCAGUGCAGGCCCGGCGCCUGGACACGUUGCUAGCCUGCUUCAACCUCUCCUCCUCCAGAGAAGACCUGCAGGCGGUUGAGAGCCCAUUGAGAGCUCUGUGCUGCCUCCUAAUCUACAUCUUCGUCCAGGUGGACACUCUUUCCCUGGAAGAUCUGCAUGCAUUUAUUGCUCAGGCCUUGUGCCUCCAAGGAAAAUCAACCUCACAGCUCAUGAGCUUACAGCCGGAUUACAUUAACUCCAGAGCUGUGCAGCUGGGGUCCCUCCUCGUCCGUGGCCUCACCAUGUUGGUACUGGUCAACAGCGCAUGUGGCUUCCCCUGGACAACAAACGAAUUCAUGCCCUGGAAUGUCUUUGACGGCAAGCUUUUCCAUCAGAAGUACCUGCAGUCUGAAAAGGGAUAUGCUGUGGAGGUUCUUCUGGAACAAAAUAGAUCGUGGCUCACCAAGUUCCACAACCUGAAGGCCGUGGUCUGCAAGGCCUGCUCCAAGGAGAACCGGCGCAUUGUAGGGAGAACACACUGGAACUCUCACUACACAGGGAGGCUGGGGAGACAGGGCUCCAGCUCCCACAGGACAGGCUCCACACACGGCCAUCCUGGGCAUGGGCAGCCAUGGAGAGAUCAGGGUCCAGGAGGCAGACAGUAUGAACAUGACCAGUGGAGAAGAUACUAGGCGUCUUGCAGGUGGAGUCCUCGCCAGUAUCUUAAAAUGAAUCAGUAGGUUAAUGUGUCAUGCGCAGCUUCCCAACUGGGGUCCACCGACUUAAUUCAAGGAGUGUUUGCUUCUUCCAGGCAGUGUGGGAAGACAGUGCAGUGCCCAGGCUCUGCCCUCUUCAGAGAAUCUUCAGAGUGUUGCCACCCAGUCGUACCAGCAAAGAGGUGGCAACUGGAGCCACACUGUAAAAGAAGGAACAAUUCCUUCUUUUCAGAGGUUUCUCCCACAUGCACUGUAAAAAAUGUCCAUUGGUUUGGUUUCAAAGGCUGCUCCUGACCCCGUGACCCAGAACACGCAUCGUUAGCAUCACGUAUGCUCCCUGAUCUUAGCAGGACUCUGAUUCCCUCACACCUUUUCUUAUUAGAUUGUGAAAAUGUUUUCCCAAAUCAUUAGUCCUUGAUAUCAUGGAGUCUUAGCUAUUUUUGAUACUGUGAAAAGACACCAUAACCAAAGCAGCUUACAAAAGAAAGCACUUAAUGUAAGACUCGAGGUUCCAGAGGGCAGUGGAGUCCAUGACCAUCACGUCAGGGAGCCAGGCAGAAGGCAGGCGGAGGAAGACUCACUAACUGGGAAUGGUUCGGCACCCGUUGACACGCCUCCUCCAGCACGGCCACGCCUCCUCCAGCACGGCCACGCCUCCUCCAGCACGGCCACGCCUCCUCCAGCACGGCCACACCUAAUCCUUUCCACCAACUGCAGACCAAGCAUUCAGACACAUUAGCCUAUGGGGGUCAUUUUAAUUCAGACCAUCACACAUGGUAUCUAAUAGCCAUAUAAUCUGUCAGAAUUUUUUUUUUUUUUUUUUCGAGACAGGGUUUCUCCGUAGCUUUUGGUUCCUGUCCUGGAACUAGCUCUUGUAGACCAGGCUGGCCUCGAACUCACAGAGAUCCGCCUGCCUCUGCCUCCCGAAUGCUGGGAUUAAAGGCGUGCGCCACCACCGCCCGGCUAGAAAUUAUUUUUUCAUUAGAAAUUCUAACAGAAGUCAAUUGUCCCACAAUUUCUUUUCUUGAUCCUCAGAAGUGUUUGGAAAGAAAAAAAAAAACUAGAUUCUUGUUUGUGGGAAAGUUGGUUCUGCUUGGAGGUGAGAUGGCUCAGCAGUGAAGGACAUUGGCUGAUCUUCCAGAAAGCCUGGGUGUGAUUCCCAGCACCCACACGAUAGCCCACACCUGUCUGUAACUCCCGUUCCUGGGGACCCAAUGCGUCUUCUGACCUCUGUGGACUCCAGAAACACAAGUGAUGUACAGACGUACAUGCAGACAAAACACCCAUAAAGGUGAAAAAACAAGUAAUUUUUUUUUAAGCAGUGAGUCAGACUGAGAAGCAAGGUCCUCUUUAACCUUCGAGGUUACUCCCUGUCUCCACUGGGAACACAAGAGUAGCGGUGCCCAGGGUCCUGACAGCCAUGCUUGUCUCUAGGGACACUUGGUUCACUUGGGAGAUGCACUCCUGACCCCUGAAGAUGUAUCCUGCCAUCUCUAAAUCUUUAGUAAGCCUCUAGAAAUGCUCAUUUUCGUCUUCACACUGACAGUUAUCCAGACCACUAGCUCCAGUGUGUUGUGCAGGGCACGCGUGUUCUGCCUCGAUGUCCUUACAUUUACCAGAAAAGUCGAUAGCUCCCACAUUUGAACCGUUUGUAUUUGUUCAGCUUCUUCAGGACUUCUGCAUGCUAUGUCUGUAGGUCGCUGCUGUGACCUUAAUGCCUCGGUGUGGAACUUGCUUUUGUGAUCCUUCAGUGAGUAUUUCCCUUUAAUAUCUACUUCCUGUCCUCAUUUUUGCUUCUUUGAAACAUUGCUGCCUUUAGAAGGUUUGUUUCUUUGCUGUUCACUUGUGUAACUUUGUAUCAAGUUUCUGAUCUCUCAGAUUGAAAGUAUAUUCCUGUGAAAGCUGUUUUCCUUCACAGAAUCUGUAUUCUGACUCGUCAAUAAAAUGUGGAUGCCAUUCACAAGCUCAAAUACGCCAUUGUGUUGGUGGGAUGUUUAUGUCAUUUAAAAUACCAGUGUGCAGAGCUUUGCCAAUGAGAACAUUGCUUCUGUUGUUUUCCAGUCAAGAGGUAGAGUUUCCACAUAUCAGUUUAAAAUAAAAAUAUGGUUUUUUACUCAUA